AGUUGCAGUCAUUCCGCCGGUCGAGUCGGAUGAUUGUAUUGAAUGGUCAAUAUUGAGUAUUGACUAAAAUUACGUGGAGUUUUUUGAGUCGCGUUUUUAAAUGAAUCUAACGUAACAAGUGUGUUAUAGAUUUAAAAAGUUUGCUUUAUUUUUAAAAAAAAAUGGCGGCCUUCAACGUGGUGCUGGGCUGUGUAAUGGCCCUGCUCAUAAUAUUAUUCACAAUCAGCUCCAUUGCUCGGUAUUACAUAAAGUUCAUUUUGUUCAUCGUGCUGUCGUUAUUAUCUGCUUCACUGCCGAUACCACUUAUGUUAUUCCGUCCAUUCGAUCCUAGAAACGCUUUGAUACCAGCUGCGUUAUCAAGGUUGACGUCCAGAAUGCUGGGCAUUCGGUGGACAGUGAAAGGAUUGGAAAAUGUUGACGACAGCCGCGGAGCUGUUGUACUCUUGAACCAUCAGAGUAGCAUAGAUCUCUUUGUGUUGUCCGAACUGUGGCCUCUCAUGUCACGGUGUACGGUGGUAUCCAAACGAGAGCUGCAAUAUUUAGCACCUUUUGGUACCGGUGCGUGGCUGUGGGGUACUGUGUUCAUCGACCGAGGGGCGCGAUCAGCGCAGACCAUCCUCAACAAACAGAGCCUCGCUGUUAAAGAUCAAAAGCGGAAACUGUUACUUUUCCCUGAAGGCACGCGGCACCUCGGGGACAAGUUGUUACCGUUCCGCAAGGGGGCGUUCCACGUAGCGGUGGACGCGCGCGCCCCCAUACAGCCGGUCGUCAUCUCCAAGUAUCAUUUUCUCGAUGACAAACGACUUAGAUUCGGUUCUGGUGAAGUAGUAAUAACUAUAUUACCCAGAAUCGAAACUGAACAUUUAAGCAAAGACGACAUUCCCGCGCUAAUGGAGACCACUCAGAUGACGAUGCAAGAAACAUUUACGAGAGUAUCGGCAGAGACGAAAUCAAGGCUCGCCAUGCAGGAAAAACAUGACUGAAAUGUAAAGUAAAAAUAAACAUGUAUGUAAAAGGGGCUGUGAUAAUGUGAAAUGUUUAUGGUAUAUUUAAUAACAGAUUUUGUAUUUACAGUAAAUACUUAUUUAUUGAAUAAAAAACGAUAAA
Papilio polytes (common Mormon) is the source of this 1107-nucleotide messenger RNA. RefSeq names its product 1-acyl-sn-glycerol-3-phosphate acyltransferase alpha (gene Agpat2). The transcript is spliced from 8 exons. The coding region runs from base 162 to 983 and encodes 273 amino acids. Gene Ontology annotation, cellular component: endoplasmic reticulum; membrane. The record is from RefSeq and is a predicted model, not a curated record. Lineage: Eukaryota; Metazoa; Arthropoda; Insecta; Lepidoptera; Papilionidae. Gene Ontology annotation, molecular function: 1-acylglycerol-3-phosphate O-acyltransferase activity. Gene Ontology annotation, biological process: phosphatidic acid biosynthetic process.